This is a messenger RNA of Fusarium venenatum, 984 nucleotides long. RefSeq lists its product as uncharacterized. Lineage: Eukaryota; Fungi; Ascomycota; Sordariomycetes; Hypocreales; Nectriaceae. Gene Ontology annotation, molecular function: protein binding. The record is from RefSeq and is a predicted model, not a curated record.
AUGCAGUCUCUUGUCAAAGUGGCCGAAGAUGUCCUACUACAACUUUGUUGCGAGGUAUGGACUUUCGACGAUGACUAUCCCCAGACGUCUCCAGUGAGCCAAGAUGUAGCAAAGAACACUCGGAAACAGAAAGAACCUCUCUCACUUCACAAAACACCACACAUCGACUCUGGGGUGGCUGAUCCAAACAUGGGCAACUCUCUCCUUCGCCUUCCAGCAGAGCUGCAAAUCAUGAUCCUACAACACCUCACGUUCGGCCAAGUCGAGUCCCUCCGACGAACAUGUCGAGCUCUACGACAUAACUUCAGCAAACCUAUCAUACGCUUCAUCUUCCCGAGUAUAAAGUUUGAGCUGCUGUCGACAUGCUACCAAUGUCUUACAUAUGAUCCCGAGAGGGAAAGUCUCAUCAAAGCAGAUGAAUCUCACGCGCGAUACCCGCUGGCUAAUGAGUGUAUCGACUGCGUCGCUGCGAGGGGAGGAUUCUCUGUGGGACGCUCGUACACGCUUGCAUCGCGUUCGACGGUCUGCGUGUGUCGAUACUGUGGAUUUCCUGUGACUUCGGAUGCUGCGUGGAAGGAGUACGAGUUUCAUAGGAAUUGUUAUAGACGGUAUCGUAUGAUACUCCUGUACUACUUUCUGUCUGGGUUCGCGCAGGGAACGAUUACGAUUGUUGCGUCGGCUAUGUGUUGGAGGUAUUAUAAGGGGAGAAGCAUGAUAAUUACACCUACUAUUAUCAACUUUCUCAUGAGUGGUUGGGUAUUCAGUCUCAACAUGGUACGGGGUAUCGAGUUGAGGACGUAUCACUGGUCGCUGCUCCUCGAGAUGAGCAUUCUAGGACUUUGGAUACCUCCCCUGAGCGACGUAAUCAGAGUAAUGACAGAGAGAGGGGAAGGGCCGCAAAGCUCAGACAUAGCAACAGUAUUUUUUAUUGGCUCGAAUAUGCAAGUCUUCAAAACUACUACGGAAAAGGAGUAUAGUCACUGA